AGUUAUAUAGAAAAUUUUUAUUAAAGGAUUUGUAAUUCGUACGUAUAAAUACAGCGCGCAUUCCUCCAGCUCCAUUCUGCAAUUCGACAACAAACUGGACACGCACCACAAAUAUAAUGAACCCCGUAAUGGCGGCCAUACAAGCCGCGCAAAUGCAAAUGUGUAUGCCAUAUAUGAUGAAUUACGGUCCCGUCCCUAUUCCUUUUCCUAUGCAAAUGGCGCCGCAAUUUAAUUCAAGUACAUACGACGAAGAAGAAGACUAUUCCGCUAAGGAGGAUGACGAGGAACAAAGAACCUUGUUCUGUGGCAAUUUAGAUGAGCACGUAACGGAUGACAUACUCUAUGAGAUUUUUCUGCAAGCCGGACCUAUUGAAAGCGUUCGCAUUCCAAAGGACGGUGGCGGCAGACAACGCAAUUUUGGAUUUGUUACCUACUUCCAUCUGAGCGCUGUGCCGUUUGCAUUAGACCUGUUCCAAGGGCUCGAAUUGUUCCAAAAGAAGGUAACGAUAAAGGCACAGGCAGCAGAUCGUCCACAACAGAGGCAGUCGAAUGACUUUUCUGUACCGUCUGUUUCAUCUCGUAUGCGAAAUCCGUUUGCAAACGACGUUGCAAAAGGAGACCACGGGGCAGCGCGUCAUGCUCGCCAUACGCUCCACGACGCCAAGCCUUACGAUCGCAGCCCCAAACAUAUGAAUAACGAUGCACGGCGGCGCAGCGAUAGUGCUGUCUUAGAUCGCAACCGACCACGAACAAAUCCAUUUCUGCAAAACAGCAGUGGAGGAAAUCGCCGAUCUGAGCAACGUAACAACCACCACCACGGCCAACGGAAAUUAUACCUACGUAGACAGCUGACUGAUAGUGUUGAACAACAGCCGACGAACUCCACGUUUUGUUUACAUGGAAAAGAAGGAAGACGGACUAUUUCAAUGCAAAAUCAGGAUCUCGUGGAGUAUUUGGAAUCGUGUGGGAUAUGCCAGGUGUGUCAGCUGCGGUACUUGAAAGCACGAGGUACAGAGUACCGGGAUAUGAGCAAAACAUUUCAACGGCUGAAUGUUGAGCAUUCGGAUGAGCAACCGUUAAAAAAGCCACGUUUGGGCGUUUGCCCCACCUGCCUGGGCCUCUUCUCUGAGGAUUUUCAGCGUCAGUUGGUCGAAGGCAUUUUGGCAAAGGAUAUUUCCAAGUAUGACAGCGAUGGAAUUGUGUUAGCCCUAUGUCUGCCCAUGACGCUGCAAUUGCGGCAGCUCUCCAUGUGGUUUGCCUUGCGUCGCAAAUUUGGAUGCGUUAUAGACGACACAAAUGCGCCAGAUGUUCCCAUCAAGGAGGCAGUGAAGCUCAUACUCAAUCCCAUAAUAUGCGCGCAGCUUAAAAAGAAAAAUGACCCCAAUGGUCUUAUGAUUAAUGUGGAUUUGCGACACAGCGUAGAGGCAGGCGAAGUUGAAAAACUGGCAAAACUCCACAAAGCUGCGUUUCCAGGGAAACAAAAGCGGAUUGAAAUCUCGCGAGGAUUGCUCGAGAAACAAUAUCAACCCGCACGCAUAAAAGCAGAUCUGUUUGAGGAGUAUCUGCCCAUUCCACCGACUGCAGUGGACGAGCAGCUUCAGUUGAAAUCUAUUGUACUGACAGGGCCUUUGGUAUGUGUGGCCGGACGUUAUCGCAAACUAAGUCGGGAGCUAUCCCACACGCCGUGGGUGCUGCAUGGCCAGCGCAUGAUGGAGGAUAGCAUUGAGGAGCUUAUAAUCCAUAGUGUGGCGCCGCAUUUUAGUGAGAGCCAGGAGAAGAUUAUCUUUAUGUCGAGCGGUCGUGAAGAUGUCGAUGUGCGUUGUCUGGGCAAGGGACGUCCUUUUGCUUUGGAGAUCCCUGAUGCAAUGUGCAGCACGUUGAGUCGCCAGCUGGCUUUACAGAUGGAACAGGCGGUUGAUCGCUCGGGCAAGGUUUCUGUGCGCAAUCUACAGGUUGUGCCGCGUGAGGAACUCUUGCACAUUAAAACGGGGGAGGAACAGAAACGUAAAUUCUAUCGAGCACUCUGUACUAUGAAAGAGCCGGUAACUGUAGAUAUUCUGCAGAAGUUACAAAUUUCCGAGAGCUUUGUAAUACAGCAGAAGACGCCUAUUCGUGUGCUGCAUCGUCGUCCUCUUCUCACACGCCCCCGCACCAUUUACAGUCUUAAGGCGCGAGUACAACGUGGCCAGCCAAACGUCCUGAUUAUUGACUUGGUCACGCAGGCGGGCAUGUACAUCAAGGAACUGGUGCAUGGUGAAUUCGGGCGCACUACGCCAUCGUUAGCGUCGAUUAUUGGUAAACCCAUUGAUAUUCAGGCGCUGGAUGUGGUAGGCAUUGAUCUGGACUGGCCGGCCGAGGUGGAUAAUGCAAUAGCUGUUGAAGGUGAAGCUAUAGUGGAAUCUACUGUAAAUAGCAAGUAAAUAAAUAAAUAUAAAAUA
Molecule: messenger RNA, 2438 nt
Organism: Scaptodrosophila lebanonensis
Lineage: Eukaryota; Metazoa; Arthropoda; Insecta; Diptera; Drosophilidae
Gene: Pus10
Product: putative tRNA pseudouridine synthase Pus10
Exons: 4
Coding region: 117-2420 (767 amino acids)
Biological process (GO): tRNA pseudouridine synthesis
Molecular function (GO): RNA binding; pseudouridine synthase activity
Source: RefSeq, a predicted model, not a curated record